Messenger RNA from Daphnia magna, 1998 nucleotides. RefSeq names its product carboxypeptidase A1-like. The transcript is spliced from 3 exons. The coding region runs from base 64 to 531 and encodes 155 amino acids. The record is from RefSeq and is a predicted model, not a curated record. Lineage: Eukaryota; Metazoa; Arthropoda; Branchiopoda; Diplostraca; Daphniidae.
UAUUAUUUUAAACCAGUUUUAUAUCUUUCUUUAGCUCGUAAACUAAAGUGAACUGGAGAAAAAAUGAAGAUUCCCUUCGCAGUUUUAUGUAGUAGUUUGCUUUUAUCAAUUUCAGUGACAGCAAACGUCGAUUACUCCGGGCAUGUUGUGAUCCGUGCGAUUCCCGAGACGAAAGACCAACUGGAACUUUUGGAUGAUUGGUUCUCGCAAACGACCAGCUUCCUCGACUUCUGGUUCCCACCGAGUAAAAUUAACAAGUUUGUCGACAUUCGCGUCCAUCCCGAAUGGUACGUUUCAUCUUCAAUCAGGUUGUACAUGUUAUUUAAUCUGUAUACCGUUAACAGGUACAACCAUGUGGUUGAAACCUUAACUCGUAUGAACAUUAAUCAUAAAAUCCAUAUUGCUGAUGUUGGUGAGUUGGUGCGACAGGAACAAGAGACCAUCGCUCUCCGACGCGCACUUUACAGUGGAAAAGCAAUUGAUCUUGAAAAUUAUCACACGUACGAAGAGGUGACGUUCUUACUUGGCUGACUUGGCUAAUACAAACCCAAUAGUGUCGACUAAGGUUGGAGGGACAACCGCAGAGGGUCGUGACAUUGUUCAGUUAAUCAUCAGCACUCAUCUUUCUGCCAAUAAACGUGUUGAGUUCUUCGAAUGCAAUGUGCACGCAAGAGAGUGGAUUACGGCCGCAACAUGCAUUUGGAUUAUUGACCGGGUAAAGAGACGUACUUUUUGCUUUCUUUUGACAACAUUAUAGUGUUUGUUAUACAUGAUUAAUUGUAUACGCAGAUCACUACUGGGUAUGGUUCUGAUCCCGAAAUUGGCGCAUUGCUCUCGACAAAGGAGCCUGCAGCGAUGUCCACAGUGUAGUUUUUUCUCACACAUGGAAGUACAGUCAUUCCUGGACAGCUUUUUCCCACACUCGAUUUUUACUCUGUGCCCGCAUUUUGGGAUCACCUUCUCCACCUCAAUCCUAGAAAGGAAAGCCGUUUGAAGUGGAUUAAUAAAGGAAGAUGAGCGAACUUGUCUUUACCGACAGAAGACACUGCUCAAUUGUUUGUUGCUCUCUUUGGGCCCACAUUUUAAGUGGUACAUGUGGCCACAAGGCAAUUCUUUUACCUCCUCGACAGUACAAGUCAAUGCGAGUCUCUUCUUCAAUGGGACACCACAUUUCGUAGGAACAGUGUGUCAACAUCCUAGUAGCUGCUUGAUUCGAGUAUUUUGAAAAAAAAACGCACUGUGGCUAACGUGAAAAGCGAAAGUAAAUUUUUUAUUCAAUAACUGGACCAUUUCCACCACCGAUAAUAAAAAAAGAUAUCGAAAAUUCUAGAUUUAAUUUUAAUUUUAUAUUUUAUUUUAUUCACUUAUUUUUUUGCAUUUUGCAUUUUACAUUGUGCGCAUUUCAUACUCUUGUCCGAAAUAUUUAAUGCACGCAAGGACCAAGACUGCUAUGCCAUAAAAACGAAAAGUUAGUCGAUUAUUUUUUUUCUUACACUGGCCUUCACCUGCCAUUCAAACUGGCUUACGAGCAAACGACGAACCUUUCAAGAAUCCAUUAGGGGUUGAAAGAUUCCCAUGGGGUCAGUUCGAUUAACACCUGAAUUAUAUUACGAGAAUACAACAGCAUAUACCAUAGACAGUGACAGAAUCCAUUCACGCAGCAUUCUUUUUUCUCUGUUUGGUCACUCAUCGAAAACAAUAAAGCGAAGAGGGCAGUAUGGGUUUCGCUGAUGCAUCAACCUACCUGCUAAUCACUUUUACUCUCAAUAAAUUGCCAACGUGAGAUUCCGCAGGAAUUAAAAGGUUUAAUUCAACGUGCUACUCACGUGCCACCUAGUGCCAACCGAAGAUAACUUUCCCGGUCUUACGGCGGGACUGAUACACGUUCCAUUCACGAUCCGUGAUUAACAAUAGACCAUACGAUUUUUCUAUUGUAGCGUUUUUCAUAUGUAAGUAUCUCUCUAGCAUAAACAAGAUUCUAUUCAAUAGAUAAUAAAA